AUGACCAUAUCUUUGAUCUGGGGGAUUGUGGUAGCAGUGUGCUGUUGUGUGUGGCUUAUUCUUGGAAUGAGGAGAAGACAGAUGGGUGAACCACCUCUGGAGAAUGGGUUGAUUCCGUACCUGGGAUGUGCUCUGCAAUUUGGGGCGAAUCCUCUUGAGUUCCUGAGAGCAAUUCAAAAGAAACAUGGUCCUGUUUUCACCUGCAGAUUGAUGGGAAACUAUGUCCACUUUCUCACGAAUCCCUUGUCAUACCAGAAAGUGUUGUGCCAUGGAAAAUACUUGGAUUGGAAAAAGUUCCACUUCACUACUUCUGCAAAGGUAUUUGGGCACAGAAGCAUUGACCCAAGUGACGGAAAUACCACUGAAAACAUAAACAAAACUUUCAUCAAAACCCUGCAGGGCGAUGCCUUGAAUUCCCUCACAGAAGCCAUGAUGGAGAACCUCCAACUUGUCAUGAGACGUCCACUGGUAGCUAAAUCAAACACGCCUGCCUGGGUGACAGAAGGGAUGUAUUCCUUCUGCUACCGAGUGAUGUUUGAAGCUGGGUAUUUAACCCUCUUUGGCAAAGAUCUUACAGGGCAAGAUGCACAAAAAGCACUUAUGCUAAAUAACCUUGACCACUUCAAGCAGUUUGACAAAAUCUUUCCGGCUCUGGUAGCAGGCCUCCCCAUUCAUGUGUUCAAGACCGCGCACCAUGCUCGGGAAAAACUGGCAGAGGGCUUGCGACACGAGAACCUCGGAAAGAGAGACCACAUCUCAGAACUGGUCAAGUUUCUGAAUGAUAUGCUUUACACCUUAGAUGACAUGGAGAAGGCCAAGACACACCUGGCUGUCCUCUGGGCAUCACAAGCAAACACCAUUCCGGCGACUUUCUGGAGCUUAUUUCAAAUGAUUAGGAGCCCUGAAGCACUGAAAGCAGCCACUGAAGAAGUGAAAAGGACCCUAGAGAAUGCUGGCCAAAAAAUCAGCUUUGAAGGCAGUCCUAUUUGUCUGAAUCAAAGGCAACUGAAUGAGACGCCAGUGCUAGAUAGUAUCAUCAAGGAGUCUCUGAGGCUUUCCAGUGCCUCCCUGAACAUCCGGACGGCUAAAGAGGAUUUCACUUUGCACCUCCAGGACGGUUCCUAUAACAUCCGCAAAGAUGACAUCAUAGCUCUUUAUCCGCAGUUGAUGCAUUUAGAUCCAGAAAUCUACCCAGACCCUUUGACUUUUAAAUACGAUCGAUAUCUUGAUGAAAAUGGGAAGACGAAGACCACCUUCUACAGCAACGGAAUCAAGCUGAAGUAUUACUACAUGCCCUUUGGGUCAGGAGCGACCAUAUGUCCGGGAAGACUAUUUGCUGUGCAGGAAAUCAAACAGUUUUUGAUUCUGAUGCUUUCCUAUUUUGAACUAGAGCUUGUGGACAGUCAUGUUAAAUGUCCCCCUCUGGACCAGUCCCGCGCAGGCUUGGGCGUUUUGCCGCCACUAAAUGAUAUCGAGUUUAAGUAUAAAUUCAAACAUUUGUGA
Prionailurus viverrinus (fishing cat) is the source of this 1503-nucleotide messenger RNA. RefSeq names its product cytochrome P450 7A1. Lineage: Eukaryota; Metazoa; Chordata; Mammalia; Carnivora; Felidae. Bases 1 to 1503 code for a protein of 500 amino acids. Gene Ontology annotation, biological process: cholesterol catabolic process; cholesterol homeostasis; bile acid biosynthetic process. The record is from RefSeq and is a predicted model, not a curated record. The transcript is spliced from 6 exons. Gene Ontology annotation, molecular function: cholesterol 7-alpha-monooxygenase activity; iron ion binding; heme binding.